Punica granatum (pomegranate) is the source of this 1312-nucleotide messenger RNA. Lineage: Eukaryota; Viridiplantae; Streptophyta; Magnoliopsida; Myrtales; Lythraceae. The record is from RefSeq and is a predicted model, not a curated record.
UUUCUGAGAAGACAAGACAUCCGUCCUUCCUUCCUCCUCCUCAUCUCAAUCCCAUCCAUUUCUUCCCUCUGCGGAGACACGGAGCCGCCUCCCCCUCCCCUACACCCCCCAAUUCCUUGGAACCCAGACCUCCGUCGGCCCCAUUACAUUUAACCCUACCCUGGUUUCACCCCUAACCACGGUUCAAUUUAAUUCUCUCUAGGCCUGACCGCCUCGCCUUCUUCCUCUUCCUCUGUAUUUAUCUCUCUCGUUCCCUCAAAUCUCUGCUCUUCGCUACCUCCCUUAAAACACACUUCUUCUUCUUCUUCUUCAGUCUUGAGAGCUUAACAACUAGACUUAAGGAUGAGCUGCAAUGGGUGCAGGGUUCUCAGAAAGGGCUGCAGCGAGCAGUGCGUGCUCAGGCAGUGCCUCAGGGGCGUCGUGGGCCCCCAAGCCCAGGCCAACGCCACCCUCUUCGUCGCCAAGUUCUUCGGCCGCGCUACCCUCCUCUCCUUUGUCUCCGCCGUCCCCGAGCCCCACCGCCCCGCUUUGUUUCAGUCUCUGUUAUUCGAAGCCGUCGGGAGGACGAUAAAUCCGGUCGGGGGAGUGGUCGGCCUGCUCUGGACCGGGAACUGGCAGCUCUGCCAGUCCUCCGUCGAGACGGUGCUCCAAGGAGGCCCCUUGCAGCCGCUGCCGGAGCUCGCGAGUAGAAACCCCUGCCCUGACUCCGACAACUGCUCCGAGUCCGGCAUCGACUACUUCCGUCCCGACCUGACGGAAUCACCGAAGGUCAUCAACCCGCCGUCCAAGAGCUUCGAUGACGAAGAUGAGCUCAAGUUCCAGAGGUGCGACGACCUCGAUCUGUCCCUGAAGUCUACCAUGCCGAUGCCGGUGGAGGAAAGUGAAAUGUGCCCGCUGCGGUCGAAGAAGAGGAGAGCGGAGACGCCUCCGGAGGAGGAGUCUAAGACGACGGCGUCCGGGAGCGGCUCCUCCUCGGAUGGCGGUCUUGAGAGGAGAGAGAGACCGCUGCUGAGUUUAUUUAUCUGAUCUAACCAGACAGCAUGAGUAACCGACCAAGGAUAUCUCCAUCGAUUUUUUUUUUCUUUCAUUACGAGAAAGAUUCAUGAGUCUAAUAGAACGUUAGAUAAUGUCGUUAAUCGGUGCGUGCAUUUUGUAUUUUGCUUUUGGUGCGGAAGACUUUCUGCCUACCGAAACAUCCAUGAAUUAUCAUGAUUGAUAUUUAGCAGUAAUUUUUCAUUUUACAUAGCUUGAGAUAAUUCACAUUUUUUUGCUGAUAUUUAUAUAUAUAUUGAAGGCCUAUUAUUCUGAUGUA